This is a messenger RNA of Encephalitozoon hellem ATCC 50504, 927 nucleotides long. RefSeq names its product purine nucleoside phosphorylase. The coding region runs from base 1 to 927 and encodes 308 amino acids. The record is from RefSeq and is a predicted model, not a curated record. Gene Ontology annotation, molecular function: purine-nucleoside phosphorylase activity. Gene Ontology annotation, biological process: nucleoside metabolic process. The transcript has a single exon. Gene Ontology annotation, cellular component: cytoplasm. NCBI's taxonomy places the organism in Eukaryota, Fungi, Microsporidia, Unikaryonidae.
AUGUUUACGGAAGUCAAAGCAAAUAAAGGCUUCGGAAGCGGCUCCCAUGAUUCUAGCAUAAAGUACACUUACGAACUAGUCAAGGACAUCUCUGAGUUUGUCAUGAAGAGAAUACAGAUAAGUCCAAAAGUCGGCAUUAUCUGUGGGUCUGGAAUGGGGGAAAUAACAAAGGAAUUAUCAGGAAAGGUUGAGAUAAGAUACAAGGACAUACCUCAUUUUCCUGUUAGUACCGUCCAAGGCCAUGAUGGCAAGCUUGUCGCUGGUAAGAUGGGUGGUGUAGAGGUUAUAUGCAUGCAAGGAAGGCUUCAUUAUUACGAAGGAUAUCCUCUAUCCACAUGUUCUAUGCCCGUCAGGAUGAUGAAGCUCUGUGGAAUAACACACAUUAUAAUCAGUAAUGCAGUUGGGGGAAUUAAUCCAGACUAUAACAUCGGCGACAUCAUGAUUGUAAAGGAUCAUAUUAAUUUUCUUGGGUAUGGUGGAGUCAGCCCACUAAUUGGGGCCCACGACGAAAGGUGGGGGCCAAGGUUUGUUCCCAUGGACAAAGUAUACUCACAGGAGGUUCGAGAAAAAGCAAAGGUUGCUGCUCAAAGACUUGGCAUCGAGCCUUUCCUUAGAGAGGGUGUUCUUUCCAUUGCUGGCGGGCCAUGCUAUGAAACUGUUUCUGAAUCGCGGAUGUUACAUAAGCUAGGGGUUGAUGCCAUUGGAAUGAGUGCGGUGGGAGAGGCCAUUACUGCACACCAAGCCGGGCUUACAGUGUUUGGGUUCAGCCUCAUUACAGGCAAGUGUCCCAUGGAAUAUGAUGUUGAUUCUGAGAUAAGUCAUGACAAGGUGGUUGGGUGUGCCCAAGAACGCGGGAUAUUAGUUGGGAGGUGGCUAUCGGAGCUCAUUGAAAUCCUAGCACCAAGCUUGUCUUGUGCUCGGACAUAA